AUGGCUCCAACGAGCUUGAUGGCCGACGCACACGGCCUCUUGUUGAAGACUCGCCAAGACGGCGGUUCAGCCUUGAAUGUGUUGCAGAACAACAAGGGCCAGCCGCUGGCUGGUACCAUCUUCAACGUCGCCCUCGCCUUGAUGUCCACGUCCGUUUUAUCGGCGCUAUUUACAAUGAGGGCCAACGCCAUCAAGACUUGGAAGAGACUCCCAUUUGUUGUCUGGAUCCUGUUCUUCAUCUACGUCGACUCGUACAUGUUUGUCUUGAGCUCGGCCAUCAUACAAUACGGCAUAGGCAUCAACAUAAACCUGGCUGCAUGCGACGCGGCCAUUAUCGUCUGCCUCGUAUUUUACGUCACGACCAAGGCCGUGUACUUGUUUCUAGUUGAGAAAGCAUACAUCAUACGCGGAACCAGAAAAGGACGUUUGCAAUCCAAGCUCUACCUGUUCAACUCGUUUGGCAUGAUGGGCAUAUACGUGGUGGUGGUUGUGCUCAACUUUGUCUUCCGGAUCAACCGCCUCGAGGAUGGCACCUGCAUAAUCGGCAUGAAGAAGAUCGCAAUGAUACCGCUCAUAUCAUUCGAUGCGCUCGUCAACGUCUACCUCACCUUCCUCUUCCUAAUCCCGCUGAUGAGAUUAUACUCGUUUCGAAACCCUUUGAGCAAGCCAGACAUGUACCGACCGACCGUGAAGCUGCGGACGGUUGCCGUGCGGACCUUUAUCGGCGCCUGCUGUACACUGGCAAGUAGUAUUGUCAAUUUGACGGUCCUUAUGGUCCUAAACGGUGAGCCGGGGUGGGUGUGUCUGAUGUGCUGCAACAGCGACAUCCUCUUCUCGGCAUUGGUUCUAUAUUGGAUAACUUCAAAGGAUAACAUCGCCUCCAACUCGAGUUCCAAGGAAGCAGUGAGGAACGAAUCGCACCCACUGUCAGCCCCGGAGCGCAGGAGCCACAGCAACAGCAACAGCAGUAACAACAAUAACAACAAUAACAACAGCAAUAAUAGUAAUAAUAGAGGUGCCAGCAAGCACGCUAGCGGGAGAUCCCAAGCCGGCGGCAGCUGCAUCCGCGGCUCGCGCCGUGACAGCGCCGAUAGCAGAGCCGCCUACGUCAGGCAGGGGAAUAUCCACUGCCCGUCCUGCGCAGUCAGCGUCGAUCCCGUGGUCGGGCUGCCAUCCACGAUGACGUCGCACUGCGGGAAGGACAUGGUUUUGCUGCUACCACCACACGCUCGACCACGACAACAGCAGCCUCAGCAGCAACAACAGCAGCGGUCAUCAGGAAGCGAUGGCAGCAGCACGGAGAAGCUUCACAGGAACGAGUCAGGGAGCGUGUCGACGUUUGGAGUCUGCGACAACCUCGACGGCUGCGUGGUUCAUGAUGUCGAGGAUAGCACUACGAGCUCCGCCGGCCGCGAAGGGACUGUAUACGAGUCGACCUCCAGCGGAGGGAUCUGGGCCAACGAUGCCAUAGAUGGAGUAGACGACCCUUGGAGCACGAGGCCUGGCGGUGACAAGAAAUCUGAUGAUAAGCGGGAUGACUACUGA
Pyricularia oryzae 70-15 is the source of this 1545-nucleotide messenger RNA. RefSeq lists its product as uncharacterized. The record is from RefSeq and is a predicted model, not a curated record. Lineage: Eukaryota; Fungi; Ascomycota; Sordariomycetes; Magnaporthales; Pyriculariaceae. The transcript has 10 exons. Bases 1 to 1545 code for a protein of 514 amino acids.